Messenger RNA from Pseudopipra pipra, 5278 nucleotides. It is a transcript of the gene GPR180, whose product is annotated as G protein-coupled receptor 180. Gene Ontology annotation, biological process: G protein-coupled receptor signaling pathway; response to pheromone. The transcript is spliced from 9 exons. The record is from RefSeq and is a predicted model, not a curated record. The coding region runs from base 62 to 1384 and encodes 440 amino acids. NCBI's taxonomy places the organism in Eukaryota, Metazoa, Chordata, Aves, Passeriformes, Pipridae.
GGAGGAUCCCGGUGCCCGGCGGGUCCCGAUCCCCAUCCCGAUCCCCAUCCCGAUCCCGGGGAUGCGGCGGCGGCUGCUGUGGCUGCUCUGCGCCGCCGCCGCCGGCUGCUGCUGUUGGGGCCCCGCCAUGGGCAAGACGCUCCGCGGCGGCUUCGCCAGCGCCGCCUCCCGCCUCGAGCCGUGGCGGCCCGUGGCGCGCUUCCAGUUCCACGGUGAUCAUGCUGUUCUGUGUGUCAGAAUCAAGAAUGUGGCAGUAGCUGUGACAAAAGCAGCUAGACUCCACCUCUUUCAAGCACAGGAAUGGCAGAAGCUGCAGAACAAUAUCCAGGAUCACAGCUGUACAGGGAAGUUCUCUAAAGCUCAGCUGACAAUGACUGUGAACCACACAGAGCAAAAUCUGACAGUGUCCCAGAUUCCUUAUCCGGAAACAUGGUAUGUGUUUUAUGUAGACAAGUUUACCUGCGAGGAGAAUUAUUCUGAAUCCGAGGAUAUUCAGUUUGAAAUGAUCUUACUAAACCCAGAUGCAGAAGGGAAUCCAUUAGAUCACUUUAGCGCAGGGGAAUCGGGAUUACAUGAAUUCUUUUUCCUGCUUGUCCUAGCAUACUUCAUAACUGCUUGCAUAUAUGCACAAUCCCUGUGGCAGACAAUGAAGAAGCGUGGACCUAUGCAUGCUGUGUUAAAGGUGUUGACAAUUGCAUUACUGUUGCAGGCUGGUUCAGCUUUUGCCAACUACCUGCAUUUUUCAAGUUAUUCUAAAGAUGGGAUAGGAGCUCCUUUUAUGGGAAGUCUGGCAGAAUUGUGUGACAUAGUCUCACAGAUACAAAUGCUGUAUUUAUUAUUGAGUCUAUGUAUGGGUUGGACAAUAGGCAGAAUGAAGAAAUCUCAUGGCAGACCUCUUCAGUGGGAUUCCAGUCCAACGUCUACUGGCAUUGCUGUAGUAGUUGUUGUUACACAGAGCUUUUUGUUAAUUUGGGAGCAGUUUGAAGAUACAAAUCACCACAGCUACCACUCGCACCAUGGUUUAGCAAGCGGACUGCUUAUUGGCCUCAGAGUUUGUCUGGCUUUGUCACUGGCUGCUGGUCUUUACCAGAUUAUCACAGUGGAGAGAAGCACGCUGAAAAGGGAGUUCUACAUCACCUUUGCCAAAGCCUGCAUUCUCUGGUUUUUGUGCCACCCAUGUCUUGCAACCAUUGCUGUAAUAUUCAGAGAAUAUCAAAGAGAAAAGAUUAUUACCAUAGGUGUUAUCCUCUGUCAGUGCAUCUCCAUGGUUAUCCUCUACAGACUUUUUCUAUCUCAUAGUCUAUAUUGGGAGGUAUCUUCUCUGUCAUCAGUGACAUUGCCACUAACAGUAUCCUCCGGACAUAAAAAUCGACAUCACUUCUGAGAUGUUUAGGAAGAAUACGUUAUGUUAUAAAUGUGCAAUAAUGACUUAAGUAUACAGGUAUUUUUGUCACAUGUGUGUGAUACAUUGGUUUCACUGGAAAACUGAGUGAUAAUAUCAGACCUUUGGUCUGACAAGGUUGCUAGAUUAAUCUAUUAAAAGUGUUGGGGAGUGUAAAAAUCUGUAAUUUUAAUAGUUUUAUAAAUACUGUUUAUUGGUAACAUCUGGUGCUGAGCUGUAUCACAGAAGAGUACCAUGAAUCUUUUCCAUUCACAGACACCAAAAACGCCCAUACUUUGUAUCAAUACUAGGUUUGAAGGUCUUACAAAAUGCAGUUCUUAAAACAUCUGCAUGCUCAAACAAGUUUGAAAUAGGCCAGUUGUGAAAUUGGUGUGAUGCAUAACGAUGAGUACAAGGGUUUUUUUAUUUUCAUGCUUUAGAGAAAAUGCAUUUUAUGUAUCAGUAUAAAAGAUGGGGAAACAAAAGAGGGCGAAUCCUCUAGAAAACACUUGUAAAAUGUUCACAACUGACUGCAAGAAACUUUCCUUUAUUAUUGGUGAAAAGAAAAGCCUUUUUUGCAACUAAUGUUCAUACUGGUUAAAAUUCUAAUGGGAAUAUAAAUAGGGUUUAUAUCUGCCUCUUUUUUUUUUUAAAUCAAUGUAAAUAAAAAUUUCAUCCAGUAAUGCAGGUUUAAACAGUUUUUGAGGCUUAGAAGACAUAGCAACAUAAAGGUAAUUAAAACAGCAGGCUUGCAUCUUUUAAAGAAAAAAAAAGGCAAAGAAAAUGGAAUGGGUGAUGUGGUACUAGAAUUUUAAUCCUGAUAUAAUUCAUUUCUGUUACAUUGAGGAUUCAAUCAUAAUUAAGCCAUAUACACAGAUUAAAUUAACAGAAGCAUUUCAAAUAAAUGUUGGUUUCAGUCAUCAACUACCCAUGAAUUCCUGCCCAAGGAUACUUAAUCAGGAUUAAAUUUUCUAUGAAUAAUUGAAAAACAAAAUACUCACUGGAUUUGUUAUAAUCCAUGUUGGCACUGGGUUCUAAGUAGUUGCCAUCUUCCAUCCAUUGUAAUAAAGCCAUACUACUUUGUGAUGCCCUAGCAUUCAGAAAGCCAGUGUAAAUAUAUACUUUAUUGAAGUGCCUAUUUAUUGAGUAUGAUUAAAUCAUGCUGACAUUUUUUCCUUCAUAAUAAGAACAUACCUAUUGCCAUUGUGAGUGAAUUCUUUUUUUCUAUUUAGUUAAUAUUUGUCAAAUUUUAGACUUCAUACACGUGUAUUUCUUCACCAAAUGGAUUUUAUUUUCUAGUAAAUGAGUAUUUGCUUUUUCUUAAUGGUGUGUAUUUAAUUAUGUCUCUGUGAAAACACAGGUUCUAGCUUUAAAAUAGCCCUAACUUUUCCAUUCAUGUUUGCCUUAGUUGUGAGCAUAGUUGAAACGUAAGUCUGUUCCAUUUUAGUUUAGAGGGAAAACUAGACAUUUGCCUUUGACUAAGGCAAAAUGGCAACAUGACAAAGUUGCUCAUUAAAUCAUCUCCUUUCUUAUUGUUUGUAAUUCAGAUCAAGAAUGGCAGGUUGAGGCUGGAAAAGAUGAGAUAUUAUGAUUUCACACAAUCUUCAGAAUGAUUAAAAGAUUAAUUAUUACAUUCCUCUGAUAACCACACAAAAAUAUUAUUGGUUAAAACUUCAGUCUUUAUUUCCCUGCUUAUCUCUGUACUUUUCAUCUUCUCAAGAAAAAAGCAUCCUGUUUUUGAUAAGUCUCCAGUAACGCAAGUAGAAGAGUUCUAUCUGUCUUCAUGUAUAAGACUUGAAAUUCACACGUAAAAUAGAAUUUUCUGAUAGACAGAAGUACUACUUUACAGUUUGUGAUCCAUCAUGAUAAAAGUUUUAAUCUAUGCAGAAAAACCUCUGUGUGACUUUCAGAAGAGGCACUCCAUUUGUUUUAUUCUCCAGAAGUACUUUCUUACUUCCUGUAGUUCCUCUGACUUCAGUUAGUCAGUAUUAUGAAACCAUUUACCUUAAUUUCUCCUUAUAAAUAUACCCUACAACAAUUCAUAAUUAAUUAGUGUAAGUAAGAAACAUAAGGUGUUGUCUCUUAAAUCUUGCCCAGAUUGCCCCAUAAGUCAACAGGUAACAUUAGCUUCUUAGUUUGGCAUUGAAUUCAGUUAUUUGAAAAUAAAUUUUAAUUUUGCUAUUUCUGUAACUAGGAAUUAAGUAUCACUUUCUCAUGGUAAGUGGUACAAAGGACAUGCAUUUCUGCCCAGAUCUAUUAGCACUCUUUAAAAACCAACGCUCACCAACCUUAUGUUGUUAAAUAACUAUUGUGUACUGUAGCAGUACAUCACCAUGACUGCAGUGAUAUUCAAGACAUCAGUUAAUUCAGUGGGGAGAGUCUUCAAGUAUGACUAGUGACAAACUUACAGGUACAUACUUACCUGUACUCUAGAUUGUAGCUUACUGCCUCUGGAUCAUGCCAGAAGAGUGGUUCAGGUAUGUGAAAGCCUCUCUCUUCUUUCCAACUUGCAUCUCCUGUGAGACCAGCUGAUAAGACCAUGGUGUUUUUGUGCUUAUCCACGCUGUUACCCAUUCUAUCAAUUUGGUUUCAUAACCUCAUCUUGAAAAAAAGCUUCCAGCCAUCUUUCAGUUUUCUUCAAUCCACACAUCCUGACUUGAAAGCUUUUCUUCUAAAAUGUGCUUUCUGUCACAAACAAAAAAAAAAAAAUCCGUUUUCUGUCACAAACUGGGGCUUUUUGGUACACCUGUGUCAGCUCUGCGUUAGGUGACAGCAGUGGACAGAAGCACUCUUCUGGUACAGCUGUAGCCCCACUGUGUACGUGGUGCAGGUUUGGGCCCACUGAAAGCUGCUGCACACCUGGGGAAUUCUCAGGGAGAGCUACACCAGCUCCAGGCUCCCUGCCACCUUACCACUACAAGAGGCUGGAGCAGGGUCCCUCUGAAGGUAGCACUUCUGUUGCUGGCCAUGAUGAGCAGCACUGUCGAGUUGAGGUCAAAGGACGACGUCUUGAGAGUUUCUGUGCAUUGUGCGGUUCUGUUUUAAAUACAGUUGGGCAUACAGUGUCUGCUAAUUCUAUUGCCCACACAUUUUGGUGCUCAGAAAAGAUGAAUGUGUAUUUACAUGACUGCAAACUGAAGUUGGUUGUGCUCUGAAGAAAUCCGCUUCUAUGUGCAAAAGGGCAUCGCCCGGCCAGCCAUCACUUCUUCUGCUGGCACAGAUGUCAGUUUGUGUCAGUUAUGAUUUAUUGGUUGGGAGGGAGGAUCCCAGUUCAGGAAACAUGAGGGUGAGAUCACCACCUUGGUCUACAAGACCCCCCACAAGCUGUCAGGAGACAUCAUCCUGCAUUGCUCCUGCCCAGUGAUGUGGAGGCUUGUGCAGUUCUAGGGCUCAUCGCAAGUCACCUAAGCUACUUGCUCCUGUUCUGCAUAGACGGUGUUGAUUGUAUAUUUAUUUAAAGUGCUUCAGGUAGGAAAAUGAAUAUUUACAAUUAAAUAUAUGUAAAUGGAAGUGGAAAGGCUUGAUUGGAAAAAUAUCAGGUUUCUAAUACAUAUUACAAUACUAAGACCUCCCACACACGACAAACAUUUAUAGCCAGAAUAUUUCUUUUAAUGAAUAUUUCUUUCUGGUUCCUAUGCCAAUGGAAAGCCAUGCAAGUAUCAAAAUGUUUUUGUUUGCAUCUCAAUCCUCUACAGAACUGGAAGAAUGUUUUAUUUGAUUUGGCUCUAGUUUAUUCUGUGCAAUGUUCUGCCUCUAAUUGAUAGAAUAAAUGUUUUUUGGGCUGGCCAAGGCGGAUGUUACGCUGUACCUUUUAACUUUUUGUGUGACUAUGCAAUUUACAAAGAGCAGGUGAUCCUUCUGAAUGUCAAACAUUAAAAGAGAAAGUAUUAAACUGUU